Aureobasidium namibiae CBS 147.97 is the source of this 1821-nucleotide messenger RNA. RefSeq names its product actin-like ATPase domain-containing protein. The record is from RefSeq and is a predicted model, not a curated record. The coding region runs from base 1 to 1821 and encodes 606 amino acids. The transcript is spliced from 7 exons. Gene Ontology annotation, molecular function: ATP-dependent protein folding chaperone; ATP binding. Lineage: Eukaryota; Fungi; Ascomycota; Dothideomycetes; Dothideales; Saccotheciaceae.
AUGGAUCCUGAAAUUGUGGUGGGCAUCGACUUUGGCAUGACUUGUACUGGAGUCGCCUAUUCGAUGGCACCAGACUGGGCAGCACCUACAACGAUCCAGCAUUGGCCAGGACGACCAAGUCAGAACCUCAACAAAGUCGACACCAUGGUUGCAUAUCAAGCUGAACAAGAGCAAGCUGUGGCCUGGGGCUUCUUGAUUGACAAAGAUGUCUCGCAUGAGCUAGUAGUUCAGUCUCUUUUCAAAUUGUUCUUGGAUCCCAUGCAUGAGGCUCAGUCGCGACACAAACCUGAUGUUCAAGAGGCUCGCAAGUGGUUCGUGGACUACAUGAGCUGCCUAUUCGAUGCAAUCGUCCAGCAUUUUGAUGACAGUUAUGCACGUUGGCGUACGAAAAGGGUCGAGUUUUUGUUCAGUGUCCCUACGACAUGGAAAAAUCCUGCCAUGGUUGCAGAGAUUGAAGUCUUGAUCAAGCAAGCUGGCUUCGGAAGCAUGAGAAAUCACGCUGUAAAAAUCUCACUGACAGAAGCAGAAGCUGCGGCAGUCUGUGUGUCGAAGCAGGGUUACGAAAAGGGUGAUGUGUUCGUGGUAUGUGAUGCUGGCGGCGGAACAACCGACAUCAACAUCCUCAAGAUCAAGAACACGGAUCCUGGACAACGCGAGGUCGAGCCUCUUGAUUGGGUAGAGGGAACCGCAGUGGGUUCCACCAUGAUUGACUUCAAAAUCGAAGAGUUGAUCUUGGAACGGCUUGAACGCAUCGAGAACCACCUCCGUGAUCCGGCCGAGCAGCUGGCUGGGAAAAUGGUAGACUCGCUGAGCUUCCAAACAUACAAGUGUAGCUUUGGCCUUGAUGCGCAGCAAGGACUUGAUCUUUUCCUUACAGUACCCGACCUUCCGACUGGUCUCGACUUUCCCGAGAGCAACAUACAAGACUCUAAGAUGAGAAUCACAAGGGAAGAGUUCCAGCAAGUGUUCGACGAACGCGUCGACAAGAUUUUCCAACUCCUCGAUUCUCAAAUCAGACAACUUCAAAACACGCAUGCGCGUGAGACUAUAAAUUAUCUCAUCCUCUCUGGAGGUCUAGGGUCAUCGCCUUACUUGAAGCAACGCAUGCGCAAGCGUUACGAGCAAGAUGCAAACACAGACCUCUACAACGCUCGCGAUGUGAAAGUCUUGGUGGCGCCGGAACCACAAUUAGUUGUGACCCAUGGACUUGUCAUGGACCGCGUUCAGAGGCUUCAAGGAAGUGGAGGUAUCUAUCCCGAAAAGUGCUGCAGGAACAGCUACGGACUAGUCGUUCGCAAGUUGUAUGAUCCGAAACAGCAUGUUGGAGAAGAUGUCUCCGUGGAUCCCCGAGACGGGAAAAAAUGGGCAGAGAAGCAAGUUCAUUGGUUUAUCCGCCGGGGUGAGAAGAUCUCUGUGGAAAAAGGCAUCAGCGAGGCCUACAGACUGAAGAUCAAUCUUGGUCAAGAGACCGUCCCUUGGAGGACUCAAGUUGUGAUGUGCGGGUUGCCAUCUGAACAGCUUCCGAAGAGCACCAAGCACACUUCCGUGAAGUCGGUCUGUCACAUCGAAUCCGUGCUCAACCCUGACGACAUGAAGCUGAAGAACAGACACUGGUACAAUUUCAAGCCACGCUACAAUCGUGCGGAUUUCAAUCUCAAGGUCAUGUUGGGAUCUGCCGAUCUAAAGUUCCAGCUUUGGAGCAAAGGAGAAAGAUUAAGCAAAGACCACGAGGAUAUUGGUGUUAUGUGGUAUGCCCCGACUGAGAAGGUUCAUAUGGCCACAAGUGUUGUGCAGGACACGUCUGAGAUGUAUCGCGUCUGA